Molecule: messenger RNA, 699 nt
Organism: Eimeria mitis
Lineage: Eukaryota; Apicomplexa; Conoidasida; Eucoccidiorida; Eimeriidae
Exons: 3
Coding region: 1-699 (232 amino acids)
Source: RefSeq, a predicted model, not a curated record
AUGCUUAGAUCCCUGCUGCAGCAAAAGGAAGGCGGCCGACAGCAGCAGGGCUCUAGAAGCAGCAGCAGCAGCAGCAGCAGCAGCACAGCAGCAGCAGCAGCACCACAGCAACAGCUGCAGCAGCAACAGCAACAGCAACAGCAGCAACAACAGCAGCAGCGACAGCAACAGCUGCAGCAGCAACAGCAGCAACCGCCGCAACAGAAGCAGCAACAGCAGAAACAGAAACAGCAGCAGCAGCAGCAACAGCAGCAGCAGCAACAACAGCAGCAACAGCAGCAGCAGCAGCAGCAGCAGACAAUGCAGCAGCUGCGUCGUAUACGCGACCAAGUGGAGGCAGCAGCAAGACACAAGCAACGCUCUGAUACAAGCUCAGCAGCAGCAGCAGCUGCUGCAGCAGCAGCAGCAGCAGCAGAAGCAGCAGUAGCUGCAGCAGUAGCUGCAGCAGUAGCUGCAGCAGCUGCAGCAGCAGUAGUAGCUGCAGCAGCAGCAGUAGCAGCAGCAGCAGCAGCAGCAGUAGCUGCAGCGGCAGCAGCUGCAGCAGCAGUGGUAGUAGGAGUAGUAGCAGCAGCAACAGCAGCAGCUGCAGCAGCAGAAUUUGUUGCUGCUGACCAUGAUGAUGAUCCUGCAGCAGCAGCAGCAGCAGCAGCAGCAGCAGCAGCUGCUGCUGCUGCUGCUGCUGCUGCUGCUACAUUCUGA